UGUCGGUCAGGUGCUCGGGGCCGGCGGCCUCGGCGGGGCUGCGUCGCGGGCAGAGCGGGCGGCGGCCGAGCGGCGGCGGAGGAGCCGGAAGGCAGCCUCUGCGGUGCCCUUGGAGUCUGAAGGAGGGGCUUCCUUGACAGCUUUCUCCUUGCCCUUGGCAUCUGCUGGGAGAACCAGGAUGAGCACCUUCUCCACUGGGCUGACCUCCAUCAAGGCAGAAGCUGCAGCCGGGACCUCACAAGACGAAGAACGGGCCCCCGGGGCCCUCAGCUGCCAGACCCAUCAGUGCAGCCAUGGGACCUCAACCCUCCAUCCUCCCCAGCCCUCCAGUCUCUGGAGGCGGAUGGUGCUGGUGGAUGUCCCCCCCCUCCAUGGCAGACAAUGUCGGCCACUAACAACAUCGCCCAGGCCAGGAAGCUGGUGGAGCAGCUGCGGAUUGAGGCCGGAAUGGAGAGGAUCAAGGUCUCCAAAGCCUCCCUGGAGCUGAUGAAUUACUGCGAGCAGCAGGCCAGGAACGAUCCCCUGCUUGUUGGCGUCCCCACCUCGGAGAACCCCUUCAAGGACAAGAAGCCGUGCACCCUCCUAUAGCCAGGCGCACCCCCCACCCAUCCCCAGGCUGGGCGCAUCCCCCAGCCCUGAUCUCCACCCAGCACAAGGGGGGGGGAACCGGGCCUCGCCCUGCCCUUUGUCCUGUCCGGCAGAUGACCGAAUUCCGAGCCCGGGAGUCAGGAGGGCGCAAGGCCAGGAUUGAGGGGCCGUCCUGGGAUGGGGACCGCUUAGGAAGCUGGUCUGUCCAGCACUGAGGAUGCCCCUCGGGUGGAGACCUGGACCACGUCAGGCAGGCAAAGACCGCUGCCAGAGGCCCUUCCUGCAGUUGCCCGUCCUGGACUGUUGAGGAGUGGGCUUCCCAAGCAGAAAUGCCUUCUCUUUCUCACAUCGACUUCUCCUUUGGGGUGCUCUCCAUCAUACCCACCACCUCCGCGAUUGUCAUGUAGAGUUUCCUCCCACCCUCCCUCCCCCCCCAGUGCCCCCCCCGCCCCUUGGGCUCCCCAGGGACACUUGCAGGCAGUGCUUCCUCCAGGCCAGGUGGGGUGAGGAGGGCUUCUUCUGUGGACCCUCCUGCCGAGUGCCACAGACCCUACUGGUGCCAAAGCUGGGGAGGGCUGUGCCCUGGCUGGUUGCACCCGUCCCGGCUCUCCCCGAGAGAGGAACCAGUGGCCAAAGAGCAGAAUGGAGGACGAAGGUCCCUGGAGAGUCCUGGGGAUGCCAGCAGGUUGGAUGAGGGAAUAGGAGUGCUGGGGGGGGGCACUGUGUCAGCUUCUUUAACGGAGAAUCUGCUGUCCAGAAUGAGCUCCUCCCUCCAAGGACUGAGAACUGUUCUUCUCCAGGCUGGGCUGAAUGAGGCCUUGUUUUUGAGGCUGGGGAAGCUUGGGGGGAUAGAAUGGGAUUAGCACCCCCCCCCCCGUUCCUCCUAGUGCAAAGCCAGAGAAGCUGCAGGGCUGCCAGCAGCUUGGUGCUCCUUUCCCCUUGCCCAGAAGUGAGUGGGGCAUCUCCAGGGACUCCCAGGCAGCAGGGUUAGGGCCCCCUUGCUCUCCUGGAAGGCUCAGCCAUUGGAUUUCUUGUGCCACACCCGAUGCCCCCCCCAGUGAGUGCCAAGCAGCCCCCACCCUGGGGUCAUCGCAAAAAUAAGGCGGAGCAUCUGCUCUCUGAUGGUCUCUUCCUGGUACCGUUGAGAACAUUUGGCCUUAAAGUAUCACUUACACCUAAAGUCUUUGUAAAAUUAUGCAUACAAUUUUGCUACCCAAGAUUUUUAAAAAUACAGCACGCACAAAAAGCCACAGAAAAUCUAAAAGACAGCAACAACAAAAAUUCUGAAAUUUUGUGAGGCCCUAAAUUUAUUUGUUUUAUGCCUAAAUCUGGCACUGGGCAGUCCCCCCCCCAGGAAUCCCAGCCCAGGAGCCUCCGCCAUCCCCACCCCCUUUGCAUUUGCUUCCCCAUUCACGUGGGUGGGUCUUCCCUGCUUUCAGCUCUGCCUCUUCCAUGGAUAUGCAAGCCCUCCCGCUCUGUCCGCCCUUGAACCCAGGGCCACCCUCCUCUCCUCUCCUCUCUGGGAACCUGGACCUUUUAUACAGUACACACACAGGGGGGGGCAUUCCCCUCCUUGUGUUAAACUCUUUCAAUUGUUUUUUAAUUCACCAAAGUGACAAACGGAUUGAUUCAGUUUUUGGAAAAAGCCUGCUGAACAUAGUUCUUAUUUGCCAAACUCUAUUCCUGUUGCCAAAAAGAGGGAGGUUUAUAACGGGGGAGGGGGGAAAGGUCGUGUCUGGUCAUCUUUUCUUGCUAAUUCCUGCCACUCCCUUUUAUAACCAGCUCCUCUCCCUUGUGCCCUGGACUGACUGACUUGCUAGUACUGAACAUGUGAGGUUUCUGUUUUAAAAAAGUCAAUUGAUAAGUCAAAGAAUAAAACCUCACUUUUGCUGGAAA
Pantherophis guttatus is the source of this 2484-nucleotide messenger RNA. It is a transcript of the gene GNG7, whose product is annotated as G protein subunit gamma 7. Gene Ontology annotation, cellular component: heterotrimeric G-protein complex. The record is from RefSeq and is a predicted model, not a curated record. NCBI's taxonomy places the organism in Eukaryota, Metazoa, Chordata, Lepidosauria, Squamata, Colubridae. Gene Ontology annotation, molecular function: G-protein beta-subunit binding. Gene Ontology annotation, biological process: G protein-coupled receptor signaling pathway.